CACCUCACUGCAUACUUGGUGCUUCUCUUGCUACAGCUGAUCAGAGCCAGCACUCUGGCAGGGUUGAGAUUGCAGAAUACCUGUGCUCAAACAGCUACAGUGUCUAAAAGUGUUUUUAAUUUUGAGCUCACUGAACAGCAGAGAGAGUUUAAAGCUACUGCUGGAAAAUUUGCUCGAGAGGAGGUACUCCCUGCUGUGUCCCCUUAUGACAGAACUGGAGAGUAUCCUGUACCUCUUAUCAAGACAGCCUGGGAGUUGGGUCUGAUGAAUUCUCACAUUCCAGAAAAAUGCAGUGGCAUUGGACUGGGCAUAUUUGAUGCAUGCCUCAUAGCAGAGGAGAUAGCAUACGGGUGUACUGGUGUUCAAACUGCUAUUGAAAACAGUUCUUUGGGACAAAUGUCAGUCAUCAUUGCAGGCAGUGAACAGCAGCAAAAGAAGUACCUGGAAAGAAUGACGGAGGAACCUCUCAUGUGUGCGUACUGUGUGACAGAGCCAGGAGCUGGCUCAGAUGUUGCGGGGAUUAAGACCAGGGCAGAGAGAAAGGGUGACGAGUAUAUCAUUAAUGGGCAGAAGAUGUGGAUCACAAAUGGUGGCAAAGCUAACUGGUAUUUCCUGCUGGCUCGUUCGGAUUCGGAUCCCAAAACCUCAGCGAACAAAGCUUUCACUGGCUUCAUUGUGGAUGCUGAUACCCCUGGAAUCCAAGUUGGAAGAAAGGAAAUGAAUAUGGGCCAACGCUGCUUUUACACAAGAGGUAUUACAUUUGAAGAUGUAAGAGUACCAAAGGAAAACGUACUUCUAGGAGAAGGAGCUGGGUUUAAAAUUGCCAUGGGAGCCUUUGAUAAAACCAGACCUCCGGUCACAGCUGGUGCAACAGGACUGGCACAGAGAGCUUUGGAUGAAGCAACAAAAUAUGCUUUGGAAAGGAAGACUUUUGGAAAAUUCAUUGCAGAACACCAGGCAGUCUGUACCUGA
Messenger RNA from Polyodon spathula (Mississippi paddlefish), 972 nucleotides. Its product is annotated as medium-chain specific acyl-CoA dehydrogenase, mitochondrial-like. Gene Ontology annotation, biological process: fatty acid beta-oxidation; medium-chain fatty acid catabolic process. The transcript has 10 exons. Gene Ontology annotation, cellular component: mitochondrion. NCBI's taxonomy places the organism in Eukaryota, Metazoa, Chordata, Actinopteri, Acipenseriformes, Polyodontidae. The annotation marks the transcript as partial. Gene Ontology annotation, molecular function: medium-chain fatty acyl-CoA dehydrogenase activity; flavin adenine dinucleotide binding. The record is from RefSeq and is a predicted model, not a curated record.